CGUGUAUCCCUCCGCUCGCUCCUCGGCGGCCGAGGGAGAAUCGCUCUUAUGCCCCCGCGGCCGAAGGUCCAUUUUGGAAGCCGCAUAAUCUACUCCGAAUCUACACUGAGUGAAACGGAAAAGAAUUGUUUGUGAUUCGAGUGUUGGUGUUUGCCGCGCGUGAAGGGGAGAUUACGGAUAUGAUACCAUUCCUCUAAGGAGAACUGUUGGAGACGAUGGCGAGAGAGUGACAGUAAAGACGAAAUCCGCUGGGUGUCUGCCGCUCUGUUUGUGCGUCCACUGUAUUGUUAUGAGUACAAUAUUGUGUGCGGAAUCAUCGUUUGGGAUGUACAAAGGUCUGUUUACACUUAAAGUGCAUUCAUCAAGAUGACUGGCAGAUAUAGCCGAACAUACAGCCGUAAAAAAGCUGCUCCACCCCCUAUCAGCCAGUUUGACAAGCUAGUGACUGAGCCGGGUGGCAGCAGCACCAAGCCCUCGGCAACCAAGACUGCCGGACAUGUGGGCAAGUGGGGGAUUACGUCAUUCACAUCAAUCAGGAGCAUCAACGGAGGCUUUGGCAAGGAUGACAGCAAUAAGAGGUCUCACCCAGACGACUCCCCCCCAUCGAGUAUUGCUGACGAUGCGUUCAGCUUUGAUGGUGGGAGCACAGCCAAUGGGGCAUCACUUCAGGUGAAACCUCCAAACUCCACAUACAGUAAACCCCGAAAGUUUUUCAAAAGUAGAAAUGUGGAUGCGGUGAGUGAGCCCGUUGCCGCAAAACCCAGUAUUAUAGAAAAGACUCGAGCCAAAGGAUAUGAUGGGCUGAGUAACCUGAAAAUACCGCCCUUGUCCUCCUUUGAGACCCCAGACUCGAGUCAGGGGACAGUGAAAGACAGUGUUGAUUUGUCAGACCAAAGUGCUUUUGACAAACUUGUGACAAGUGGUGGAAACAAAUCAAACUUCACAGAGGCUCCAAGUGGCCAGAAAUCUAGUAGUGGGAUCAAGCUAAAGAUUUUCAAAAGUCGAAAUGUGGCCUCUUGUUCUCAGGAAACCUAUUCUAGCACAGUGGAGCUGCCCAGUGACGACUCCCGUGCGAACAGCGCCUCAACAAGCGUGGCCAGUUCUCCAUCCACAAAAGACUUGAGUGAAGAGAACCGAGAUUCAUCGGAGGAGCUCAUGCCCUCCAGCUCCCCGCCGGCAGAGUACAAAGAAUCCCAAGUCAGUUCAACAUCUCUCAUAUCACAACCGAAUGCUUACCAUUCUCCUGAAAGACUUGCCUCACCAGACAGGACAAUUAACUCGACUUACGAUUCUAGUUUUGAGUUUGCGGGACUGGUGGACCAGAGAACUGGGUUGCCAAUUUUAGGUGAAGAUAGUGACUAUAGCUUUUCAGGUACCAAAUCAAACAGUGAAAAUCCCCAGUUAGGCAGCAAAAGAACCUAUGGUACCAAAGUCUCAAAAUCUCGAGAACUGAACAAAUACAUCAGCAACAAAAUGGUCUCAUUGUCAGACAUUGAUACUCAACCUAAUACAUUGAGUGAAGUUUGUAGUGGUUCCUUAACUGAUGAUUUUGAUAUAUUUGGUGUGGGAUCAAGUGACUUCACAGAACCACAGAAAACCCCUCCUCCAGUCACAGGGAGAGUGGACAGUCCCACUGUUUCUUCAGGGGGAGGAGGAGAGAGUGAUAACUUUGAUUUGUUUAGUACGGAUUUUGAUGAAAAUGAUAUUGAAGACCGGACCAAUAUUGAUUGUGGGACUGGGGUGUUGCCAGUCCAAAAAGACUCUCCUUCAAUGGGUGCCACACAGGAAAUGGAGGACUUGCUUUUCUCAUCUCAGGGUUCAUUAAUGACUACGCAAUCGUCCGCCACUUCCUCCUGUGCAUCUUACAAGAGAAGUAAUUCCACCAAGUCUGAGCCUGAGGGCGUGAAGAAGCCAGAGCAGCCGCCACUGGUCAAGAAGCGCAGCAUCUUCAAGAGCCGUGAUGCCGACCGAGAUGCAAAGAAGAGAGCAACAUACAGACACAAGUGGCAUGACCAGGAGGAGAAGGAUGAUGCAGCUAAGGAGAAGCCAACUCUGCAGAGCAGUCAAAGUGUGACCUCAGCCGCAUCCUCCUUUGAUGACUUUGACUUUGACCCUCCGGCCACCCUCAAGAGAGUCCAGACGUGGCCUGGAUCCUCAUCAACUGCUGAUAUGGAUGACUCCUAUGACAACCAAACAGUGACCAGUGUCAAAUGUGCAAAGAAUGCAAAACAAUAUUACACAGUUGUCAAGAAUGUGAAGAGAACGCAUCAGCUGCAAGAAUCUGGUGAGUUCCAGGAAUUCAAUGACGAUGUGGAAUACUUCCUCGAUGCCUUGCGUUCCUCCAUGCCUGUCUCCACCCGGUGCCUGGCUGCACUGAACCUGGCUCAGAAGUGUAUGGUGCCAGCCUUCAGGAUGCAUUUACGAGCUCAUGGCACCGUGAUCAAAUUCUUCAGUGCUCUCUCGGAUGCACACUCAGAUCACAGACUGGCCAUCUGUGCAGCUACUGUGAUGUUCACGCUGAGCCAAGACCGCCUCAACAUGGACCUGGACCGUGAUUCUCUGGAGCUGAUGCUGAAUCUGCUCGACACAGAUGCAGAUGCCUCAGACAACACCCUUGUAGACAUGGCAGAAGUGGACCACAACAAAAAGAAGAUCCGUGAGCUGUGUCGUGACAUGCAAAAGAAAGGCCAUGCAAAGCACCUCAACCUGAACAACAUCACUGCUGGCCACCUUGCCAUGGAAACGUUGCUGAGUCUGACCUCAAAGCGAGCGGGAGAGUGGUUCAAAGAAGAGCUGCGGGAGUUGGGUGGAGUCGAGCACUUGAUUCGCACCAUCACCCACUGCACACAGAUGUUCACCCCUGAUCUUGAGACUUGGACGCACCCACUUCUUGAAAAGUUGUCGAAGGUUGACCGCUGCCUCAAAGUCAUAGAAAAUGUGACGCACCAAAACACAGCCAAUCAAGAGUACCUCCUGACGUACCAAGACGGCAUAUUCCCAGAGAAACUCAUGUACCUGUAUCGGCUGUGUCAUGUAGAGGUGCCCCUGUACCCAGUCAGUGAUACAGAGAACCAGAAGACCAUGGUAGGUGGGAUGUCCACCGGCCAAUUGCUGGUCCAGACCCUACUCACUACCAUCAAAGUCCUAAUAAACCUCACACACAAUAGUGGAAAGGAAGCCAUGGGUAGCCGUCUUCUGGGCAAUGAGCAAGAGGUGUAUGAUAUUACGCUCUAUUGCCUCCUGAUCAUGCCACGAUACUUAGCACAUGACACCAGAUUUGAGAUCUUGAUCCUGGCCUGCUGUCUUCUGUUGAACCUGGUUGAGCAUAGUAAAUCAAACCGCAACCUGCUGAUGAGAAGCAAGGCACCAGAAUUCCUGGAUGAUGAUGACAAUGAUUGCUUUGGUGGCAAAGGAGAAAGGAAAGGGGCCAUGCAAGCUCUCGUAGAACUGUUCUACCGCUGUGAGGAAAGUGCCCGGCAGCAGGAGGCCCACACAGAUGACCUCAUUGACAAUGACUUGUCAGAGAAGGCACAGAAAGAGGAUGACAGAAAAGAUGAUGAAUUGGAAGAGACCGUAGCCAAGU
Penaeus monodon (black tiger shrimp) is the source of this 3583-nucleotide messenger RNA. Its product is annotated as protein wings apart-like. The record is from RefSeq and is a predicted model, not a curated record. Gene Ontology annotation, biological process: regulation of chromosome condensation. NCBI's taxonomy places the organism in Eukaryota, Metazoa, Arthropoda, Malacostraca, Decapoda, Penaeidae.